Cladocopium goreaui is the source of this 878-nucleotide messenger RNA. The record is from the annotation of a GenBank genome assembly. Lineage: Eukaryota; Dinophyceae; Suessiales; Symbiodiniaceae.
AUGCUGGUGGAGUGGUGGAGGAGCUCCCAGAAGCGGAGCGAAACCAACAGAAAGAGCCUAGAGUGGUCGCAGAUGAAAGAUGUCUCGGAGCUCUCUGCAGCCUGCAAUCGGACCUCUACUGAGACAAUUUUCGGGGUUCGCACCAUGGUGACCUUCAGCGGCCUCGAUUCGGCGACCCAUGUCAUGACCUACGAAGUCUUCAGCCGCCAGAAGAAGGUGCUCCACUGCCUGCAGGCGCUGAGACAGUUGUGGGAGCUGGGUGGAGAGGACAAGUUCUACUACAAGUUGGUGGCUCCGCUGACGCACUUCUGCUUCGUCAUGGACUUGGAGUUCGCAUCUCAGAUGAGUUUCUGGGGCGUCUGGAACUCCAAGCUUGGCAUUAAAAAGAAGGACGUGCCGGAGCAGAUUUGCAAAGAAGUGGUGCUCCCUGAGAUCGCCGUGAUCCUGGGCGGCGAAGGUGCCACACCUUUCACCUCGGUGGCGCAGAUGAGAGAGGCAGCUUCCAAGGUGGUCGACCAGGUGGAAGCGCGGAUCAAGGGAGCAUCUGACAUCUUCCUAGUGGAGGUGCUUUAUGGCCUGAAAUGCCUGAAGGCCGCUGGAAGAGAUAGAGCAGCACUGCUGGAGGCCUGGAAGCCUCAGGGCGUGAUGUGCCUGAAGGAGAGCAGGAAACUGCUCGCCUACCUGGAGAAAGAGUUCGGCAAGGACUCUCCGGCGUGGACCAAGUUGCAGAAGCGGUGCACGGAGUUUUUCCCCUUGAUGGUCAUUUCCUGACGCGUCCCGGGGGUAAGUUUUGGAGACUUCUCCGCUGCGCCGCGGACGUAACACGAACAGUGGGCCCCCAAGGCCCAAACGCCAACACCACAGCCAUUGGGACAACC